GAGACGCGGUGGCCAGUUAAACGAUUUUAACGAUAGAUAUUAUAUAACGCUAGUACCGAGAUUAUAAUUAUUUAUUUAAUAAUAAAUAUAUUUUUUUAACGUUUAACGUUUUAAAACUAAUAGUGUGAUGAACUCUACGUGUUCUUAAAAGUGGUAGUAAAAGAGCUUGAUUUCAAACGUAGACAAUUAUAUUGGGCGAUCAUCAAUUAGUUAUAGUCAGGUUAAACAUUCAAACAAUAAUGGUUUCCGGAGUUGUUUUUUGGCUGUUUUUGUUUUUCUUUUGCAACGUCAUAAUACAAUUGCAUAGUGUUAAGCCAUGGAGUGAAAAACAACUUUUUCCCUCAAGCAAGAUUCCAGAAGAUGGUUUAAGCCCACGUCGAUCUGUAGUAAGGCGGAAAAUCGUCUUGUAUCACAAUUUCUUCCGUACAAAAGUCCGUCCGACCGCUUCUAACAUGCUUUUAAUGUCGUGGCACCCACUCGCUGCUCAACAAGCUCAGAAUUAUGCAGACAAGUGCAUUUUCUUACGUCACAACGACGCCAGUGAAAACACAGUACCGUAUUUAGGUAGCUGUGGUCAAAAUCUUUUUGUAUCAUCACAAAAGACACCUUGGUUUUUCGCCAUAAAGAACUGGUUUCUGGAGUACAAGAACUUCACGUAUGGUACGCCCAUAACAGAUAUAAAAGCCGUAGGUCAUUACACUCAGAUGGUUUGGGCUACAAGCCAUAAGGUUGGUUGCGGUGUGGCCCACUGCUCUGGAGGACCAUGGGGCCAAUUUUACAAUUACGUUUGUCAUUAUUGUCCUACGGGCAACUACGAUACCAUCAUUCACUACCCAUAUAAAGCAGGGCCGCAUUGUGGAGAUUGUCCGAACCACUGCAUUUCAGACAACCUGUGCACCAACUACUGUCCAGUGAAAGACUAUUUCUCAAAUUGUGAUUCAUUAAGCAAGGUAAUCGAUAUGUGCUCCCAAGGGUAUUGCAAUGCAACAUGCACGUGUAACUCAGGAAAAAUAUACAAAAAUUAUCCUUGGUAGCUUUGUUGAAAAUAUUUCGUAAAUGUAAUCCAUCUGUUAUUGUCAUAAAUAAAAAUGUAUAAACAAU
Messenger RNA from Vanessa atalanta (red admiral), 1101 nucleotides. Its product is annotated as cysteine-rich venom protein-like. The transcript has 6 exons. Gene Ontology annotation, cellular component: extracellular region. Bases 240 to 1034 code for a protein of 264 amino acids. Lineage: Eukaryota; Metazoa; Arthropoda; Insecta; Lepidoptera; Nymphalidae. The record is from RefSeq and is a predicted model, not a curated record.